This is a messenger RNA of Nerophis lumbriciformis (worm pipefish), 511 nucleotides long. It is a transcript of the gene fabp10a, whose product is annotated as fatty acid binding protein 10a, liver basic. NCBI's taxonomy places the organism in Eukaryota, Metazoa, Chordata, Actinopteri, Syngnathiformes, Syngnathidae. The record is from RefSeq and is a predicted model, not a curated record. Gene Ontology annotation, molecular function: lipid binding.
AGAACAAGUGGAAGCCUUCAGACGUCCUCCGCACCUUCUUGAGCUUCCCUCCAAGCCUAUCCUUUCGGUGAAGGACAAUCUUCUGGCCAACAUGGACUUUAACGGCACGUGGCAGGUCUACGCCCAGGAGAACUACGAGGCCUUCCUCAAGGCCAUGGAGCUCACCGACGAGGUCAUCAAGAUGGCGAAGGAUAUCAAGCCCGUGACGGAGAUCACCCAGAAGGGCAACGAUUUUGUGGUGACCUCCAAGACCCCCGGAAAAACGGUGACCAACUCCUUCACCGUCGGCAAGGAGGCGGACAUCACCACCAUGGACGGCAAGAAGCUCAAGUGCGUCGUCAACCUGGAGGGCGGCAAACUGGUCUGCAAAACUGGCAAGUUCUGCCACAUCCAGGAGCUCAAAGGAGGAGAGAUGAUCGAGACUUUGACCAUGGGCUCCGCAACUCUCAUCAGGAAGAGCAAGAAAAUGUAAAGCUGACAGUGACACUUGAAAUAAAGUAUAUUUAAAUAC